CAGGUUUUUCCGGGGUCGUGACCUCAGGUCGCCGAGCUCCCUCAAGCUGAAGAUGGCGGCGUCGGCAGCGAGGGCCGCUAUGGCCCUGAGGGCUAGUAGCAGUCGGCCCGUGGCCUUUGUCAGGAAAAUCCCCUGGACCGCCUCUUCAAGUGAGCUGAGAGAACACUUUGCACAGUUUGGCCAUAUACGAAAGUGCACUGUACCUUUUGACAAAGAGACUGGCUUUCACAGAGGUAUGGGUUGGAUUCACUUUUCUUCAGAAGAAGAACUUCAGAAUGCACUACAACAUGACAAUCAUGUUAUUGAUGGAGUAAAACUCCAUGUUCAAGCUCAGAGACCAAAAGUUUUGCAAGGGGAUCAAACAUCUGAUGAAGAGAAAGAUUUUUAAGACUAUUACUACCUAUUACAUAAAAGAACAAAACAAAA
Molecule: messenger RNA, 426 nt
Organism: Myotis davidii
Lineage: Eukaryota; Metazoa; Chordata; Mammalia; Chiroptera; Vespertilionidae
Gene: SLIRP
Product: SRA stem-loop interacting RNA binding protein
Exons: 4
Coding region: 53-388 (111 amino acids)
Molecular function (GO): RNA binding
Source: RefSeq, a predicted model, not a curated record